Molecule: messenger RNA, 1546 nt
Organism: Clunio marinus
Lineage: Eukaryota; Metazoa; Arthropoda; Insecta; Diptera; Chironomidae
Source: the annotation of a GenBank genome assembly
AGUGCAACUGGUGAUGUUAAAGCGUAAAGAAGUCUUGUUUUAGAUCGCGCGUUGAAUGGAAGCUGCUGUUGAAUUAAUUAACAUGUUUGUAGCUAUUUACGAGUGGAUUUUUUAACAUUCAACAGUAGAUAAUCGAACGAUAGUUUCUUUGAAAACAACAUAAAGUAAUAAUACUUUAGUGCAAUUCUAUAAAGCGUGAUAAAAAAUUGAAUUUAUUUUCACCUAAUAGAAAAUAAGAAAAGCUUUAAGGAGUAUUAAUAAACUUUAUGAUAAUUAAGUGAAAAUUAGAAUCUUUUUCAAUUCUAUUCCACUGUCUUCUCGCUUAAAUAAAAGACAAAAUUGGCAAUUAUAAGAAAUAUUUAUAUUCAAGGAUAUUCAGAAGAAAUAUUAAGGCAUCUGCUAUUGCAAUCAUUUAACGUACAAUAAAUCACAAUGAGGAAAAUAUUUAUGCUGCUUGCUUUUGCGCUUAUGAUCGAGAGUGGAUUGAACCUGUCACUGGAUCCAGAUGCAUCCACUGAUUUGGAGCAAUACAUUCGAGACGACUUCACAAUCUCACUGAGGCACAUCAGACCACGACGAAAGGCAAAGAUAUCAAUUGAAGCACUUUUCAUGAUCGAUUUUCCAUCUGCUAAAAAUAAAUUCACAUUUUAUUUAGACCGGAAAGCUAAGCGUGUGACCAUCGAUAUAAAUUCAAACUCACAAAUCUUUUCCAAACAUUUAAACGCUCCUUCAUUGAAUGAAACAAUAACAAUUCGGUCUCUUGCUGUGUCGUUUUCUGAAAAUAAAAUUGCAUUAUUCAUUGACUGUAAGAACGUCUACAAGGAUGAAAUGGAAUUCAAUCUUUCUAAACUUUAUCUCAACAUGGAUGAACCCGAUGUUAAACUUUUACGCGAAAGAAAAUAUCCAUUAUUUAUAGACAGAAACAUUGAGAGUGCUUUAAGUCGCACCAACUGUCAGAAAACAUCUAAGCAAAAGGGAUAUCGGAAAAUGAUGAAAGACAGUGAAAGUCAUGGUUACUACAAUGAUCAAGAUGUGAAUCGUAAGAGGGGACGAAGAGAGCAUCGUUAUAAUAAUCGAUACGGUCACAGCCAAAAUCAACUUAUUAAUCCCUCCUAUCGAGGCGACAUAUCGGUUGUUAGUGGAGAUUGCGAUGAAAACUUGUUGGCUAAAAUGAAUGAUCUAAUAGCGCUCGUUAAGAAACUUGAAAAAGACAUUGCGAAUCAACAUGGGGAUGUAAGGCGCCUACAAUCACUCAUCGAAAAUUGUGCUGGUUGCUAAAAUUUUGAUCUAGUUUUCAUUGAAACUAUUCACUUCAGUUACAUUGUACAUACAUUUAAGUAUUAUUCACAUUUUUCUCAAUUGAAAUGAUUUUGUUUGUAAAUUGUUGUUGAAACAUGUAAUUUUUCUUUUUCCAAAUUUUUGUAACUUUUCUUUUUUAAAAAAUAUCAUCAAACUGAGUGAGAAAUAUCAAAUAAUAAAUUUUUUUAUAACAUCAUUAAAUAAUAAACUUUAAAUUGAAAUAAACAAUAAAAAUAUUUUCUUUUAU